Pterocles gutturalis (yellow-throated sandgrouse) is the source of this 1989-nucleotide messenger RNA. Its product is annotated as arf-GAP with GTPase, ANK repeat and PH domain-containing protein 1. The record is from RefSeq and is a predicted model, not a curated record. NCBI's taxonomy places the organism in Eukaryota, Metazoa, Chordata, Aves, Pterocliformes, Pteroclidae. The transcript is spliced from 16 exons. Gene Ontology annotation, molecular function: GTP binding; GTPase activity; GTPase activator activity. The coding region runs from base 1 to 1989 and encodes 662 amino acids. Gene Ontology annotation, cellular component: nucleus.
AUGUUGUCUGUUUUUACAGAUGCCUUUGUAAAUAGCCAGGAAUGGACACUAAGCCGAUCUGUACCGGAACUGAAAGUGGGGAUCGUGGGUAACCUAGCGAGUGGCAAGUCUGCCCUGGUGCACCGGUAUCUGACUGGCACCUAUGUCCAAGAGGAAUCACCCGAAGAUAUGGAUGCAGGUGGGCGAUUCAAGAAGGAGAUAGUGGUGGAUGGCCAGAGCUACCUGCUGCUGAUCAGAGACGAAGGGGGCCCUCCCGAGGCACAGUUUGCCAUGUGGGUGGAUGCUGUUAUAUUUGUCUUCAGCUUGGAAGAUGAAAUUAGCUUCCAGACUGUUUACCACUACUACAGCCGGAUGGCGAACUAUCGAAACACUAGUGAAAUCCCAAUGGUACUGGUGGGAACUCAGGAUGCUAUAAGUUCCAGUAAUCCACGUGUCAUAGAUGAUGCCAGAGCGAGGAAGUUAUCGAAUGAUCUCAAGAGAUGCACUUACUACGAAACCUGCGCUACUUAUGGACUCAACGUGGAGAGAGUCUUCCAAGACGUUGCUCAGAAGAUCGUUGCAACAAGGAAGAAACAACAGCUUUCAAUUGGACCCUGCAAAUCUCUGCCAAACUCUCCCAGCCACUCGUCCGUGUGCUCUGCCCAGGUUUCUGCCGUACAUAUCAGCCAGACCAGUAAUGGAGGAGGGAGUUUAAGUGAUUAUUCCUCCUCUGUCCCAUCAACUCCAAGCACCAGCCAGAAGGAGCUGCGGAUUGAUGUUCCUCCCACUGCCAACACACCAACUCCUGUCCGUAAACAGUCCAAGCGCCGGUCCAACCUCUUCACGUCUCGGAAAGGGAGUGACCCAGACAAAGAGAAGAAGGUCCUGGAGAGCAGAACAGAUAGCAUUGGAAGCGGCCGCGCAAUCCCAAUUAAGCAGGGUAUGCUGCUAAAGCGAAGUGGCAAGUCGUUGAAUAAAGAGUGGAAGAAGAAAUACGUGACGUUGUGCGACAACGGCGUGCUGACCUACCAUCCUAGUUUACAUGACUAUAUGCAGAACGUUCACGGGAAGGAAAUCGACUUGCUGAGAACCACUGUGAAAGUCCCCGGGAAGAGGCCGCCCCGAGCCACGUCAGCCUGUGCACCCAUCUCCAGUCCCAAAACCAACGGCCUCUCCAAGGACAUGAGCAGUUUACACAUCUCGCCAAAUUCAGGGAACGUGACUACUAGCACAUCUGUGUCUCAGAUGGCAAGUGGGAUCAGUCUAGUCUCCUUCAACAGCCGCCCGGAUGGUAUGCAUCAGCGCUCUUACUCGGUCUCCAGUGCAGAUCAGUGGAGUGAGGCAACAGUCAUUGCAAACUCUGGCAUUAGCAGUGAUACUGGGUUAGGAGAUUCUGUAUGUUCAAGCCCAAGUAUAUCCAGUACGACAAGUCCCAAACUCGACCCACCUCCGUCACCCCACGCCAACAGAAAGAAGCACCGCCGGAAGAAAAGCACAAGCAAUUUCAAAGCUGAUGGUAUCUCGGGCACAGCUGAAGAACAAGAAGAAAACUUUGAGUUCAUCAUUGUCUCUCUCACCGGCCAGACCUGGCACUUUGAAGCGACCACAUAUGAAGAAAGAGAUGCGUGGGUACAAGCCAUAGAGAGCCAGAUCUUGGCCAGUUUACAGUCAUGUGAGAGCAGCAAGAACAAGUCCCGCCUGACGAGUCAGAACGAGGCCGUGGCCCUUCAGUCCAUAAGGAACAUCAGAGGCAACUCCCACUGCGUGGACUGUGAAGCACAGAACCCCGACUGGGCCAGCCUGAACCUGGGAGCCCUCAUCUGCAUUGAAUGCUCAGGAAUACACCGGAACCUUGGCACGCACCUCUCCCGCGUCCGCUCACUCGACCUGGAUGACUGGCCGAUAGAGCUCAUCAAGGUGAUGUCUGCCAUCGGGAACGAGUUGGCCAACAGUGUCUGGGAGGAGAGCAGCCAGGGCCACAUGAAACCCUCGCCAGACUCCACAAGGUAG